AUGGCAAGAUCAAGUUUCACAGGCGUAUCUCAGCGCGUCCAGACGGAGAAAAUCAAGGAACACUUAGGAACCGCAAGCGUGAGCUUCAAUAUUCUGAACUUCCCAUAUUCGAAAGUGCUAGACCCGAAGAAAGUCCAGCGAUUAACGCGGCUAUUCAAAGCCGAGGGCUGCCGACCGGUCGAGUUUGCCAAUCGCAUACCUGCCCUCGUCCACAAAACUCAGCUCCAGGAGUGCCUGAGCGAUUUAGGACUACCAGAGGACCAGUUGCUGUAUGAUGGCCUCGGGAACCCUUCCAGACUUGAGUUUCCUCACGGGUUCCGCUUAACAUGCCUCCGGGGGCGCCACCGAGUCAAGGCGGCCGAAGACGUCCUGCACCCUGCGGAUAGGCGGUGGGUUGUCGAUCUAUACCCUGCAGAGAUAAGCGAGGAGCUAAAGGCCAUGCUCAUUAGGGGGCAUUCGAACGAGUGGAGGCCUAAUCACGGCGAGUUUUUCUACAGGAUACGUGAGUUUCAGGGAACGUUCGGGGAAAGGAACGACUAUCUUGAGCAUCGAUGGUUCGCCCAUCUGGCCUCCGUAUCAACAACAUUUAUCGCGGAGAGCUUCCGCCAACUGAUCCAUCACCCGACGUUUGGGCCGGCAUUUGACGGCUUCCAACAUCUUCCGGCCGUGUAUGACGGACUACUGCUCGGCAUAGUAAAGAAGAUGAUUGCUAUGAAAUGUCACGAAGAGCAUAUAUCCUUCCUUGAGCACGUAAGAGGAUUCUUCGAAUCCGUAUUUGACCGGGAUGUCGAUAAGAUGCAAAAGUUCGACGUACGUACUCUGAAAGAGAUUCAAUACAAAGCGCCCGGAGCAUGCAAAUCCGAGGAUGAGGAAUUGUAUGACCGCGUGUGUGAUGGCGAGCUCUUCGGUGCUUUUACGGGGCAGGAACGGGAUGUGAUAUGGAGAAGGGUUCGUUCCGCGACCGCGGACUGCGUGGUGCCGUCUCUCUCCGUAUUCUUCAAGGCCCGUACCUGGUUAGAAGGCCCGGCGAGAUGUCUCCGACGACUCGUGAAGGUUACGAAGGAAGAGACGAUCCGCUCUACCAUAGAACAGGCCUUCUCGUGUUCGAAAAAACCUCGUGGGUACCGUCUUACCGACGGUCAGUGGUUUGAUUUUGUAUAUAGGACGCUGUGGCUUUAUGCGAUACGUGGAUACCGGGAUAUGCUGCCCGAGAAGCCCGAGAAGAAGAAAAAGCUAGGCCAUGCAAAGAGAAGCGAAGCUGACGGGAACGUCCUCUUCGAAUUUGCGUCAUUGGCUAACGAGCUCGGGGUCUAUACCAAACAGAUCGGCGAUAUACUCGGGCGGGAAAGCUGCCAUAAUAAUAUAGAAGAUCGCAUGCUCGAUAACGAGAACACAACGCAUCGGGGUGAGGAGGAAAGCCUAGACAGGAACGCGACGGGUCGUAAUUCCAGUUCCGGCCCGCCAACCCGGCGUAGGCUAUUUCGCGGCUCCAAUCGACGUCAAGGUACGUCUUUGAUGUUUUUAGCGCAGCUGCAUAGUCCGAUCGAGGGGCAGGGCGAGUCGCCGUCAUCUUUCUUCGUCGAACGGUCCAGCUAUUUUGCUUACUUUGGAAGGGAGAUUGAUAUUUCCCUCGAAGACCUAGCCAACCUCGAACGCGAUAUUAUCCACGAUAAGAGAAGGCCUUCGAACCACCUCGAAGGGUCCCAGGAAUCACGUUGGAGCAGGAAAGAGCUAAGCCGGGCAUCCAGCCUCGAGGAGUGCCGCAGCGAACGGCUUCCUAAUAUCCGACGCGAAAUUCUAGACCAAGAGGUACUGCUGCGAGAACAGCAAAGAAAAAUCGAGGACCUCCGGGCGGCAGCACGAGAUAAAGAGAUCGAAGUCGCACAGAUAGCGGACGAGGAAAACAGGCUGCGGGCUAUGAUAGAAGAGCUGAGGGGAGAGAACGAGCUACGAAUAAGACAAGGCGGGCUCGGGGCGGUUAGGAAACGGAUCGGACCAUCUACGAAGGCGGAGGAAGAUCUCCGAGCUAGCGUGGAGGAGCUUUCCAAGAAGGAACGGGAGCAACAGGCUAGACUGGAGCAACUCGCCGUGGAUGAACUGGACUGGCUAGCGAGGCUGGACGAGCUUCAAUCAAGCUACGAGAAGAAGCGGUCGUCACUGGCAGAGCUCGAAGCGAAGGAACGAGGAAAGAUUGAGAAUUUAGAAAUGAUUACGGCCAAGGUCCGGGAGUUGACCCGGAAGGAAAACGAACUACUGCUAGGGAGAACCGAGCUCCUAGCAGCCGUAGACCAGAGUGCUCUGGCAGCAGCCCCAAUACGAGAUAGUGAAACUGCCGCGCCUUCGAAUCCUCCUCGGGAUGUCCCAAGAAACAAAGCCAUGCCACAACCCGCAGAAGUCGUCAUUAAAUUCAUGGCUCGCAGGAAUAACGAUUGGAUCAUAUCAGAUGAGGUCGCGGCAGAUCCGAAGGAUCCUUUACAUAUUCAGCGAAUCGCGGUAAAGUAUCUACGCAAAGGGAUAGGCAUUUAUGAUCAUAACCUGCAAGUUCUAUAUCCAGAAACCUGCUUUAAUAUGGUAACUUCAGAUGGUACAAAUACGAUUUAUCUACAAUUGCGUCGGGAGGUUUAG
Hypoxylon trugodes is the source of this 2625-nucleotide messenger RNA. RefSeq lists its product as uncharacterized. NCBI's taxonomy places the organism in Eukaryota, Fungi, Ascomycota, Sordariomycetes, Xylariales, Hypoxylaceae. Bases 1 to 2625 code for a protein of 874 amino acids. The transcript is spliced from 4 exons. The record is from RefSeq and is a predicted model, not a curated record.